Messenger RNA from Cylindrotheca closterium, 1962 nucleotides. NCBI's taxonomy places the organism in Eukaryota, Bacillariophyta, Bacillariophyceae, Bacillariales, Bacillariaceae. The record is from the annotation of a GenBank genome assembly.
AUGGCCACGAAACGUACUAACAAAUCAAAUAUUAGGAAUCUAAGUUCGCCAGACGAAGCACAGCCGACAACACUGCACAGUAGUCAUCCGCAAGAAGCCUCAGUUUUGGAUGAUGAUCAUAGCGAUCAUGCCUAUAGAGUGAAGAAGGAUCACGGCGAGGAUAUCACAUCGUCCAAGAGUCUGACACAGAAUACUUACAGCAUAAUCUACGUUGCUGAUCCCAGGAGUUGGGCCUUCUUUUAUGGAAUUGUAUUCUUUCUGAUUCAGAUAUGUCUCAUGUCGUUUGCAUUGAUUGGAGCAUUUGAUGUCGGAUCAAGCAAUUUCUUCAAGGUACCAGUGGAUGUUUCCAUAUGGGUCCGAAUAUCAGGAUACAUCAUUCUGUUGUUGUCUGUCCCACUGUUCGGAGAUCUCUUGGAUACUAUCGAGAAAACCCAUGAGGGGUACAAUCCUGUGGUGAAGUGUCAAACUCCACAUGCCACAUUUGCAAAAUGGGUGUUCGCAAACUCUCUACAAUUCGCUUUUGGCAUUGUCUUUCAGUUCGUCACUUUUGUUUUCAUCGCCAAGUCAUCAUCAGUCCGUGAUAUGUUGCUGAACUUUGCAGGAUUGGAAUUCAUCACCAAAAUUGACGACCUGGGAUUUUCAUUAGCUGACAGGGGCUACUUCACAGAGUCUCUGAAGAAUGCUUCCAAAGACGUCAAGGACCACAAGAGAACGACCACAAAAGGCCCUUGGUUCCGCAUAGUCGCCACGGUGUUCCUUGUCUGUGCAUUACUUGCUGGCUAUUCUGUAAUCUUCUACUACCAGCGAACAGGAGCAUUCUUAUGCACUCGUAUGGAAGUCCAGUUUGGUGAUGCUUUCUGGGCCGAGUUGCCCUUCUUUUCGGGUGUAUAUUUUGUCGAUAAGGCUACUCGAAUGGAUCAACGGCUGGUCUUUGGUGAUGAACGAACGGAUGGAAAGGAGUCGUUCUUUCGUUACUGUCAAAGCGAGAAAUCAUUUGUCUUUCUCCCGCAGCAAAAUAAUGCAGAUGACGAAUGCAAAAGCGAAUCUUGGUAUGCCAAAUCUCCCAAGUCCGAGUCGUACAACAUUCUGAAAUCGAAUGCCAACGAAUGGAAAACCCAGCGUCCAGGUGAGAAUGCCAUAUUUUACUCGAUUGAUCAUUUUACUAUGAAUUGCCUGGACUGUUCCCCCGAUACCUGCAACAUUCCGCUGGGAGGAUCUUGUACAACCGACGACUUUAGCAACAAAGUCUGCGUUUGCAACGAAGGAUUCUUUGGGAACCAAUGUCAAUUCGAAUACGAUCAAAUCUGCGACACGAUUGAGUUUGACCAUCGUUUCGCACCCUUUCCGAUUCAGAAAUACGAUUUUCCGUCUCGAUUGGAAGUGGUGACCACUUCUAGCGACUACUACAUGCUAUAUCGCAACAAGGCUGUCUAUUCCUAUGUAUACCCAUCAGAUAGUGAGUCGUCUGGGUACAUGAAUAUCAUUGCAUUCUUUGGCCGACGCUACUACUUUCUGAUUGUCGAUUGGGCUGGUUUGUUUGCCACAAAGACAGAAGCGGGUUCGGAACAUGCUGCUUUGUUCGCCGACUUGACCCCUGAAACUGCCCCUGCUGCAUUCGUCAAGUAUAUGAACACAUUCUUGGCAGAUGGUUUCUUGGGUGACGGAGAGUUAGUCAGUCCAUUAUUCGUAAGCGAGCCAUUGGACUUGGGAACACCUCAAGAGAAGCCAGACCCCACCGAACUUGCUUGGCAUCUGGUCACAACUGACUGGUAUGGAACAAGACUAGGGAUUGGGGCAUCUAUAUCAACUCGACUGCUUUGUACUCGUUGUGAUGAUGCCACAGGUCCAUAUUGUGAACUGGCUGGCAGCUGUAACAGCGAAACGUCCACAUGCGAUUGUUUGGACGGAGGCUUUGUCGGACCACGUUGCGAGUACUAUGAUCCAGCAUUCAAUAUACUGUAG